GAGAGCCCUCAAUCUCCGAUACCUCGUCUCCCUCAAUUCGGUAGAAAAACGAUGUCGGCUUCAGAGCUUGCUUGCACCUACGCCACACUGAUCCUCCAUGACGAAGGCAUCCCCGUCACUGCCGAGAAGAUUGCAACCUUGGUGAAAGCCGCUAACGUCCCUGUCGACUCUUACUGGCCCAGCCUCUUCGCCAAACUUGCCGAGAAGAGAAACAUUGAAGAUCUUGUCCUGAAUGUUGGCUCUGGCGGUGCAGUUUCUGUAGCUGCCCCAGGUGUUGCCGAAGCUGCCGCCCCUGCUGCUGCUCCUCCACCAGAGGAUAAGAAGAAGAAGGAAGAACCCGAGGAAGAGAGUGACGACGACUGUCCAAUUUUCGAUUUGUUCACUUAGGAUCUCCUUUGAAACAAGACAUUGACGUCCAAUUUUCAAUUAGUUUGCUGGUUUUUACUACUUAGUUUGAGAUUAGUUACCUAAUGAUGAAUAUUGUAGUAGGGCUUUCAUAAUUUCCUUUUUGCUUAUGAUACGUAUUGCUAUAUGGACAAAUUGUUGUUCUUUUUUGGUCAAUAUAAAUAUAUAAUGAAGAACUAAA
Molecule: messenger RNA, 586 nt
Organism: Malus domestica (apple)
Lineage: Eukaryota; Viridiplantae; Streptophyta; Magnoliopsida; Rosales; Rosaceae
Product: large ribosomal subunit protein P1-like
Biological process (GO): cytoplasmic translation; translational elongation
Cellular component (GO): cytosolic large ribosomal subunit; ribosome
Molecular function (GO): protein kinase activator activity; ribonucleoprotein complex binding; structural constituent of ribosome
Source: RefSeq, a predicted model, not a curated record